UUCAGAACACACUGGUCAUUAAGACUCCAAAGAAAUCUCCACUCACAUUGAGGAUGGUGGUUCUAUUCUUUGCCAUGGUUUGUGGGGUCUACAUAUGCUCAAUAUGUUUGAAGCAGAUGAGCCAAAACACAAAGGCCAAAUUCCUCAACAUCAAAGUGGUUAAUAAUGACCAUCAAAACUCUUGUCCAUCUUCUGCUCAUAAUAAUGAUAUUGUUCUAGAUCAAUCUUUGCACUACCCACAACCCGGAACAUUCACAAGGGAAGAAUGUGGGUGCAAUCCGGUUAGGUACUUUGCGAUAUUGUCAAUGCAGAGAUCAGGAAGUGGAUGGUUUGAGACUUUGUUGAACAGCCAUAUCAAUGUUAGCUCAAAUGGGGAGAUCUUUUCUGUUAGAGAGAGGAGGAUGAACAUCUCUUCAAUUGUCAAGACAAUGGACAAAGUUUAUAACCUUGACUGGUUCACCAGUGCUUCCAAGAAUGAGUGUUCCGCCGCCGUCGGAUUCAAAUGGAUGCUAAAUCAGGGUCUGAUACAGCAUCACAAAGAGAUUGUUGAGUACUUCAAGAAGAAAGGAGUGUCAGCCAUAUUCCUUUUCAGAAGGAAUUUACUCCGCAGAAUGAUUUCUGUACUUGCAAAUUCUUAUGACAAAGAUGCCAAACUACUAAAUGGAACCCACAAGUCUCACGUGCAUUCCCCUUUGGAGGCUCAAAUACUGGCAGAAUACAAGCCAAAGAUUAAUGUCACAUUAAUGAUGGACGAACUUAACAAAGCAAACGAAACAAUGACCAGGGCAAUAGAAUACUUCAAGAGCACUCGUCACAUUGUUCUUUAUUACGAAGAUGUCGUCAACAAUCGCACCAAACUCAAGGACGUUCAAGAAUUCCUAAAGUUACCAUACAGAGAGCUUGAGAGCCGCCAAAUUAAGAUACACACAGCCCCUCUGUCCAAACAAGUGGAGAACUGGGAUGAUGUUCAGAAAGCACUUAAUGGGACAUCAUUUGGGAGUUACCUCUAUUAAUCAGAGACUAUUAGUUUUGUCUCAAAAGAUGUAUAUAGGUUAUAGCAAACUUCACCGUCAAAUU
Messenger RNA from Morus notabilis, 1077 nucleotides. RefSeq lists its product as uncharacterized. Bases 54 to 1013 code for a protein of 319 amino acids. NCBI's taxonomy places the organism in Eukaryota, Viridiplantae, Streptophyta, Magnoliopsida, Rosales, Moraceae. The transcript is spliced from 5 exons. The record is from RefSeq and is a predicted model, not a curated record.